This is a messenger RNA of Fusarium sp. VM40, 951 nucleotides long. The record is from the annotation of a GenBank genome assembly. Lineage: Eukaryota; Fungi; Ascomycota; Sordariomycetes; Hypocreales; Nectriaceae.
AUGGCUUCUCCACCAGACACCGCUGCGGGGAACAUCGAAUCAAGGUCCCCACGUUCAGCUUCGAUAUCACUGCAAGCUGCCGCAACCAUGAAUGCAGGUCUUCAGCACGAAACUACACGAAGAUCUUCAGGUAGCUCUAUCUCCCGCAAUCAACCUUCACCUCAAACCGGUCGACGAAGAUCCACCGUGCUCAUGAACUUGCAACUGAACGACCCUUCUGUGCCAUCACCAGGCGAGAUGGCCAGCGAACAAUCAGGUCUCCCGACUGCGAGUCCGCAGCCUCUCUCUGGCUCUCCCUUGAUGGGCGAUCCUCAUCACCACAGAGCACCCAGCCUGGGUGAGCUGCAUCAAGAGCUAGAGGCGGAACAAGAAGCCCAUGUGAAUCGUCUCCUGCAGAUGAUUCGGCAACAGCAACUCGAGCUUCAGCGCCUCCAGACUUCCAACCCCAACAGCCAGCACCAAAGCUCAGCUGUAGACGACAGCAGUGCUGUGUCUGAGCGAUCAGGUCACGGAACUCCCCAUGCCUCGACUUCCCAUGUAUCGAUUCCUCCCAUCCCAACAGGUGGCUCAGGUUCCCGCUCCACCAGUCAUCGUCAUCCUCGAAGCUCAUUUGAUCUGGCCCGCGCAGACCUUCAAAGACGAUCUCGUACACCUAGCCGCAGCGGCGCUUCCCCGCGACUUCGUUCAACUUCCAUAGGUGGAAACAGCGAGGACUGGGUUUUAGGUGGCCGGGAUGAAAGUGCGUUUUAUCAGGCCGAGACUCAAAUGCUGGUUCGUGAGAACCAGAUGCUUCGUCACCGAGUUCGAGAGCUGGAGAAACAACUGACCGACGUUGGAACUGGCUCACCUGCCGCGCAUGAACCACCUCACCACUCACACUUGACAAGGUCUUCUACGGCAACAGAUAAGGAAGAAGAAAAGCCUUCUACUGAAGCAGUCAAAGAGACUUGA